Laccaria bicolor S238N-H82 is the source of this 6969-nucleotide messenger RNA. RefSeq lists its product as uncharacterized. Gene Ontology annotation, molecular function: 1-phosphatidylinositol-3-phosphate 5-kinase activity; protein kinase activity. The coding region runs from base 1 to 6969 and encodes 2322 amino acids. The transcript has 18 exons. Gene Ontology annotation, cellular component: endosome membrane. Gene Ontology annotation, biological process: phosphatidylinositol phosphate biosynthetic process; protein phosphorylation. The record is from RefSeq and is a predicted model, not a curated record. Lineage: Eukaryota; Fungi; Basidiomycota; Agaricomycetes; Agaricales; Hydnangiaceae.
AUGAAUCCUCCUUCCUCAGGCGCCGUCAUGGCCAUCAGUAAACCUCUACCAGCAAUUCCGAAACUUGCUAUAGGUGCCACAACCCUUUCGGUUGGCGCACGCGCUCACCGGUCGCGACUGAUAAGACACAUCUUGUCACAAACCCAGGAGCCAGGCAUCGAAAGCAGGCGGGAUGGAUGGGCUUACGUGUUGGAAGAGGUUUUGGACGACUUGGGUGACGCUAUGGCUCGGGGAGAAUGGUUCAGUGGCGUCAAGCAACGCAGAGCGCUGAAGCGAACGCAUCUAGAGAAAAAGGCGCAGGCGGUAAAGAAAGACGCUGAGUCGAAGAGAAAGACAACCGCAGAGAAGUCGAAGGACAAGAAAGAGGGCUCAGCGACGUCCACUGUUAUCGAGGCAGCUGAGGUUGUCAAAUCCGCAGCAGCAGCUCAAUCUCCCGUUGAUAUUCUCAAGGAGAUACGAUCUUUGGCUUCAAAUCGCGUGCUGCCCGAGUCAACUGGUUCUCCCCCCAGCUAUCUUGUGCUUUGCGUCGCGCCUCAUGGGAGUCGAACACCUUUGCCAGCCGAGGACAGUGGGUUCGACGUCGUACCUGCAAACAUUGGUUGUUUCUUUUCUAUCGGAACGUAUUCGCUGCAUGUCACCGACUCGGAUGAGUCUACUACCACCGUUCUUUAUGGACUGCGUGAAUGGGAAGCCGCGACCAUAGACUCGAAAACUACGCGACUUGUUGGAGGAACAUUUGUGUUCAAGGGAGUCAAUUCUCCUUUGCAGCACCAAGCUCUCUGCAAGUCACUCCGACUUUGCAUCUACGUCCAACUUUCUAUGGUAUUGGAGCAGCACUUCCUCGCAGAUUCACACAUCCAGCUCAAAUUUCCUCGUCCCAAACUCAAUCCCCCAUCCCCGUCUACUCCGAACAGACAUGUUGACAUUAUGCCUCCCCACUCCGCCCCCAACGCGCGUGAUGGUGACGAAACGAAAGCUCGACCGCGUCAUACUCUCCUUCCCUCCAGCAUCUUCAGCUUUUUCUCGCGGAAAAGCCAUGUUCCUCGAUCCAAAACAAUUAAUCCUGUCGUGGGACGUAGUGGCUCAUUGGACCUCACAGCUCUUCCCUCCCCAAAGGAGCGAUCGCCUCGCUCGUCAUUCGACGGUGGCUUGCGCCUACGGAGGUUCUCCUUGAUUGGGGACAAACACCCAACUCGCAAGAACAGCCGCACGAAAAGGGAACCAGACACCCCGUUUGCCAAUGCUGUGAAGCGCCUUGAAGAAAGCAAAGGUUGCCUAUCGACCUCCCCUGGGGUCUCGUUUGCGCCUCCAAAGCUGCUUCUCGAUCUCGCGCAGAAGGAAGGUGUAAAACCUACCCGUCGAUUAAAAGGUGACGAGAGGGCCAGUCUUCCUACUAUCCUUGGUUGGGACGGUAAAGCUGCUCAGGGAAAGGGAAUGUCGGGUAUCCAUGGAUUUGUGCGUCAACAAGAAAUCUCGGUCCUUUUCGGCCAGCACGUUCCUCCUGCCACUCCACCAACUCCAUCGCUUGAAACAGAGGGAUCGUCAGCAUUCACUGCUUUGUCCACCUCAUCAAAUCUCCCUACACCUGGCUUCGGCUCCUGCGGAAAACCACACUGGGUAACUUAUAGAUAUUAUUCUCAUAACCCCGACGAAGAUCAAGUGCUUGGCGAAGCUAUCAUGGACUUGACAUCAAAGUCCCAACUUCCAUGUUCUCGCCAGCGUUGUCCAUAUAAACGUGGACAACAUGAACUGCGCCUAAUACAUGGUGGCAUUCGCAUUAUCGUUCGCGUUAACAAUGAGGUUACAAGCCCUGAAAUAGAGGAUACCUCCAUAAGAAUAUGGGAAACCUGCGCCGUCUGUUCUGCUGCAUCGGAAAAGACCACGAUGUCCGACGGUACAUUCUUACUCUCUUUUGCGAAGUUCCUCGAACUGCUUUUAUACUCUCCCAUGAUAUGUACUCUGACUCCAGCCCUCUACCUACCACAGUCUCGUUUCAACAUCAAGCGGCAUUUCUCAACUGCUUUCGGGACCGUCUCAUUUUCUCUUUCGGCCAUUGACGAUAUUUUUGAAUUCCGCGUCCCCCGCUUGCAGUUUACUCGUGACAAGUCCCCUCCGAGUACAUCCAUCUCUGAGCACCCUCCAGAAGACCACGAUAAGAAAACUCUUAGGCGAGAAAUAAGGCGUUGGUGGGAAGGUGUUGCAGAUCAUAUUGACAAGCUCGAGCAACUUCUGGUUGGUGACGAUCUCAACGCUUUUCAAAAGGCCUUGCCUCGUCUCCCAUCCUCCGAUGAUGCGUAUGAACAUUUUGAGCCGACAACUCCGAUGCUAACACCUUUACCCCCAACCACCCCGAACUCUCAGCCUCACGGCGGUAAACUCGAAAUUCCUCUAUCAAAUCCACCAGUACCUUCUCUUACAAUUGGCUCCGAAACAUCUCAGUCCACGCCGAAGCAGCCUGUACUCCUGGAAGUUCCAUCAAUAUCCUCCCUUACUCUCGGCUCUGAACCAUCCCAAUCCACACCAAAGCAACCUGCAGUUCCGCUAUCAUCCUUUCUUGCUAUUGACCCUGAAUCAUCCCAGUCCACACCAAAGCAGUCUGAAGUUGCCGUAGUUCCGCCACAGGAUGACCCAUCGCUCCUCCUCACCAGCCUUCGUCACAACCUACAACGUAGCGAACAGGAACUCUACGUCCAACUAUCUCAAACCCCAACUUCUUCACUCAACAAUGUCCGGAGAGCGUUCCUUGCCGCCGCAAAGGGAACUCAAAAACGUAUCAUUGCCUGGCAGAAGAAGCACUUGGCUUCGAAAGCUUCUCUUGUUGGUGAAUUGUCUGCUGAAGAGCCUGAAUGGUGGGCGAAGGGUUGUCACGCUGUACCAGGAGCAAACAUCAUAAUCAGAGAGCGGGAUUGGGGUAGCAUCAUUGCCUUCACCUUAAGUACUUCCGACUAUCACCAAGAGCUCGUCAACCUCUCGAUAACACGAAAGGAGUCCUUACCACAAACUCCACCACCCGAAAAAACCCCCUCCACUUCAGGACCAUCAUCCUUCUUUUCCACCGCCACUGGAUACAGGCUUUUCUCGUCUUCCUCGAAUGUCCAACCUGAUCCUGAUCAAGAGGACGUUAUUUGGCACGAGCCUGAGCCAUAUUCCGCUGUUAUUACUCGCAAGGAACAUACGCGCGAUCCGACAUCCAUUCUUUCAUUCAGGGAAGUCCUCCGGCAAAAAAACCAUAGUGCAGAGCUCCCGUCCCCACUUUUGGCAUCUCGCUUCGCCACUGCUUCGAAUUCGACCUCGCAGCUUCUGGCAGGAGCUCCUCCGUCGGCUUGGGCCAAACCAGAUGUAGCUGUUAGCAUGCAAGCUGCGGACGGAGAGGUUGCUGCUGUUCCAGAGGAGAUUGCUGAGAAGCUUCUCCAGGAUCUCGAGGAAGCUCGUUCGGAAACGUCUCGGCCGCCUUCUGUCAUGGCGUCUGACGUGGAUGCACAUUCAAUGGCGAGCUCGGGUUUUGUUGAUGCUCACAUCCGUCGUGGCAAUGCGUCUUCUGUCAUAUCGGUUGAGAGUGAUGCAACGAUUGGCAAGGAUGUUGGAAGUCAAAGUCAAGGGCCAUCGUCCCUUCCUCCCCUUCCUCCGCCGAAGGAUCCACCUCAGCGCAAUGGCCAGAAGGAGGCCUCAGAAGCUACUUCAUCAUCAGCAACGCCAUCAACGUCGUCUUCGUUCGCCAACACGUUAGCAAGCGGACUGAAUGUAGCCAUGAGGUUUGUGAUGAACAACAGUUCAGAACCUUCCCGGGCUUCGACGCCUUCGUCUUCCAAAAAGCAUCAUGGCUUGCUUUUCCCUGAAGGUGCCAGCAUAGACGAGCGACCACAUAUCAAGUAUGAUUGGACCAUCGGAAAAAGACUCAAGUUCAGUUGUACGGUGUACUAUGCCAAGCAGUUUGAUGUCUUGCGUCGGAGAUGUGGCGUCAAUGACUUGUUCCUCAAGAGCCUAUCUCAAAGCGCGAAUUGGGCGGCUGAAGGUGGAAAGAGUAAAUCCAACUUCUGGAAAACGAGUGAUGAUCGCUUCAUCAUCAAGACGCUCGUCAAUGCAUGGAAUGUGGCCGAUCUUCAAGUCCUGAUUGAAAACGGACCUUCAUACUUUCAAUACAUGGAGUCAACAGCCGGCAAGCCCACCGUACUGGCCAAGCUGAUUGGGUUUUACACUAUCGAGAUCAGGAAUCUAGAAACGGGGGUCGUUCAGUCGAAAGCUGAUCUCCUCGUCAUGGAGAAUCUAUUCUACGACCAGAAUAUCAGCAAGACCUUUGAUUUGAAGGGCAUUCAUGGGCGCAAAGUCAAGGCGAAUACGGCUCAGGGUCAUACGUCUAAGACUUUGUUUGAUGGGGAAUGGAUUGAAGGGCAACAGCGCACACUGAUCUUGGUCCACCCACAUUCAAAAAACGUCCUUCGUGAAGCUAUCAAGAGCGAUGCCGAUUUUUUGGCUAGGAGUAACAUUAUGGACUACUCUCUGCUGCUUGGUGUAGACGAUAAGAAAAAGGAGAUCGCUUGUGGUCUAGUUGAUACAGUUGGGAGUUAUACCUUCGCGAAAACGUUGGAGUACAAGGCGAAACACGGGCUCCAAUCAGGUAAAGAGGUCACUGUCGUGCCUCCGAUCGAGUACCAAGAGCGUUUUGUGACUGCAUUGGAAGGAUACUUCCUGGCAUGCCCUGCUCCAAAAGUAAAUAAAGUCACUGAGUGGAGCGUUUUGAAUUCUGGUCUAUUUUUCACUGGGACUGUUAAGCUGAGGCUCUCUGAUACCCCAACUCGUCCCAAAGACAAUCAGUCCUCAAAUUAUCUCGGGAAACUCGCCAAAGCUCGCCCCACAGUUAUGGACAACAUUGGCUCCAGCAUCCCCAUGAUCACAUUUGAGCAAAUGCUCUCCCAUGUUCUUCCUCAGCUUGAUCUCGACUUCCAGGCGACUUGGAAUAGCUUGGUUCAAGGGGGACAUCUGGAACAGGUACAAGGGACCUACAAGUGGAGCGCGUUCCCAAUUGUGCCGAAAAGCGCCCAUGACACCGAGCCGGUUGUCUUUUUAAAGAUAAAAGCCAUUCAAGAUGCGAUCGUUGCCAAUGCGGUCUUUUCCAGCGGUCCUAGACCCCAAACAGCUGAGUAUGUCGGCGAUGCUGCGAGAUGCUGGGAGUCGGUGCGAAUCGGGAACCAAGGCAAACCUGAUGGAUGUGGGCGACUGCAGUCCAAUCAAGAACAAUACGUCAAGCCCGGUUGGAUGUGUGUUGCAUGGGCUGAAGAGUAUAAGGAGAUCGACGAGGACAUUGAUAGAUACCGUAAUGGUGGAAAAGUGGCCUGGAGUUUGGAUCACAUACUCCGUGACGAUGCUCGCAGGAGGUGUGCUUUUGGUAUCACCAUCGAAAACACAACAACGCGAGUAUGGUUCGCCUCACGAUCCGUUGUCUUCAACUCGGAACCGUUUGAUUUUUUACAUGACUGUGAAAAGUACAUCAAGUUGAUCAUCGCCCUCUCGUAUGGUAGCGCUAUCGAGCUCGGCUUCGAUCCAACCAUCAGAGCUUUCAGAGGCGUCGACGACAAGAUAUUCUACGACUUUACCGUUAAAGGAACGGACUCCGGUGGAAACCCUAUCACAAAGAUCUAUCGCACUGUCAGAAGCAUAUCUGAGUUUGGUGCUGAUGCCAUCCGUGGUCGUGGAACACGUAUCUACGAAGUCAAGGAAGUGGACAAUGGCGUACUUAAGGGUGAUACACUUGCGUUGAAGGAUUGUUGGGUGGACGAUGAUCGGGAGUUAGAGGGGGAUAUUCUCACCAAUAUUCUUUUGGACUGCAACAAUGAAGAACGCGAGUCGUUUUUGACCCUUGUCGUCCAUGGCCUUGUCGAGGUUGAUGGUGCUGGAACGAAAGACCAUAUCAAGGAGGUCAUGUUGCGAGGACUCGAUGUCCACCAGGGUGGGUUAAAGUAUCAAUUCAAGCACCCUGACGAGAUGGAGCAAGAUAUACCCUCCCCAGACAAAGUCUCCUCUGGGCUUAGCGCUUUUGUGCCCAUUGCUCGAAUGGUGCGCGAGGAGAACGAACAUCACUGGAAACAUCACUAUCGUCUCGUAUUCAAGGAGGUGGGCAUUUCCAUGUAUGAGAUUAGGUCCAUCCAGGAUGCCUUCCAAGCCUUAGUCGACGUGACGAAAGCACUCGAAGUUAUGGCUAAGAAGGAUUAUGUGCAUCGGGACAUCAGUGGCGGUAACAUACUUUUCUACAAAGGCCACGGAAAGCUAUGCGACUUAGAGUAUGCCAUUACAGCGAAUGCCCGAGGUCAGCAUGGUGUGCGCACGACUUCAUGCCGAUUGAAGUCUUCUUUCAGGAGUAUCAUCCUUCCCACUCACCAGCCGACCACAUCGUAUCGUGAAUGGGCGAAAGUUCCGAGAGCCAACAUGAAGGAGAAGCUUGCUACCCUAAUCAGGUAUGCGGCCGGGACCCACAACCCCAGGCCAAAGGGGAUUAUACACACACUUUUACAUGACGUAGAAUCCCUAUGGUGGGUUGGUGUAUGGCUCCUUUUCUGGAGUGCGACACAUGUAUGCCUUCUCGAGGAUGUUGAGAGACGAAUCGAGGAUGCAGUGACAAUCUUUCCCUUUUCCGGAGCAACAGCAGAAACGUUCCAAACGAGAUCCCGUGUGUUACGAGGGGAUUUCGAGGAAUAUAUCCCACAACUCCCUCGGGAAUUCAUCCUUUGUGGCGUGGUUUUGGACGAAUGUCGCUCUUCGUUGUACGAAGCGUAUCUCAAAUCCCGGGUCCCAGGCAAGGAUUUGAAAAACGAUUCUCGGUUUGAGCUACUGCUGGCAUUCAGAAAUCUCUUAUCUGCAAUAUCCGAUCCAGCUCCCAAUGAUAUUGCCAUACGGCCCCUACUCGAGGUUUAUAAAUCGCUCACCGAAAUGAAGCACAAAGCUGACACACCCGCUGAUGGUUCACACCAAACGUAG